AUGGAUCGAGUAGGAAAAUUGGCAUCCCAAAAGGCAGUGGUGAUUUUCAGCAAGAGCUCAUGCUGCAUGUGCCAUGCAAUCAAGAGACUGUUUUAUGAACAAGGGGUGAGCCCGGCAAUUUAUGAGCUCGACGAAGAUUCUAGAGGGAAGGAAAUGGAGUGGGCUCUUAUGAGGCUAGGGUGCAACCCCUCCGUGCCAGCAGUGUUCAUUGGGGGCAAAUUUGUAGGCUCCGCAAACACGGUGAUGACCCUUCAGCUUAACUGCUCAUUGAAGAAACUGCUCAAAGAAGCUGGAGCUAUAUGGCUUUAG
Dovyalis caffra is the source of this 309-nucleotide messenger RNA. NCBI's taxonomy places the organism in Eukaryota, Viridiplantae, Streptophyta, Magnoliopsida, Malpighiales, Salicaceae. The record is from the annotation of a GenBank genome assembly.